CACUGUUAACUUGAGUUGCACAUGCUUGUUUUUUCAUAUUUUAAAAGUGAAAAAUGUCCUAAAGGGUGACCAAAAUGAAACGUAAAUAGUGUUUGUGAAAAGAAUUAAGCCAAGAGAAGCAAGAUCUCAUAAAUGUUUAGGGCCUGCCUUAUACCGGACUUCUGAAAAAGCCGACCCACAAAAGGCGUGCAGCAAAAGCGAGUGUGGAAAAAUUCGGAUAUUUGUCGUAAUUUUAAUAAAAAAACAGUCGCAGCUUGAAAAAGUUUUCUUUCAAUAUCAGAAAUGGACAAUUCCGGGAGGCAGGUCAUUAUGGGUCCGCCGGCACCAGUGGCCCCCAUUUCCACCCAACCAAAUUCUGGUAAUCCCACUAAUACUCCUCCGCAAGUCACCAAAGUUGCAGCUCCGCCCAAGCGGAUAAUUAAAAAGGUUCAGCUAGAUUUCAACAAACUAAAGAAAGCCGGACUCGAUCGACAACUUGCCGAGGUCCUUAGAAAGCAAAAAUUGGAUGGCAAGAAGCCAGAAACCCCAACACCUACUUUUUCGUCAUCCUCUGCCGCUGCGCAGUCGACGUCGACCCCAGCAGAGAGGAAAUUGCAACAGCCACAACAACAAUUUCGUCAGCCUGCACCGCAGACACUUGUGAAGCGUUAUAUGAUCUCGGAGUAUAUUGAAAAGACGGUGCCAAUCCAGCCGCCUCACAAUCUCGCAGUGAACCAUCCGACCGAUGUCGACCGUUCGAAGCAAGUGAAGACAUUGUUGAAGAACAGGAUACUUAACAAGAGUAUGACGAUGGGUUCGCAGGCCCAGCAGAUGCCAACCACGUCCAAGGCAGCACUCCAUACGCCUCCAUCUUCUGCCCAGGGUACCGCUCCUCGUGUUGCAGGGACCUCUUCAACUCCUGCCGCCUUCUCUGUGCCCAUCGCCAAGGCGGACUUGACUGUCCGCCCAAAGAACCCACCACUGCUGCUCAAUUUGGUUAAUCAACUGCCCAAAUAUCGCACCGUGUGCGGAUCGAGUAACAAGCCGGUAACAAAUCAAAAAGAGAUUGCUGAACAGCAUUCUUCAGGUAUUUCUAAACAGAAAGUUUCACAAAGUCCGCAAAGGAUUCCUGUGCAACCCCAGCAGCAGAUAUCCAUCCAAGCUCUGUCACAUAAUCCUCUUCAGCCACCUCCAGAAGUUCUUAUAACUCAAACAGCUCCUGCGGUUUCCAUUGGCAGCAAUAAAAGCCCGUCACCGCCAUUGAUUGUGCUGGAGAACAAGGUGUUGGCACCCAAUGAAAAGAUCGAUUUGAGUGGACUGCGGCUGCCAAAUGCUCCGGUUACCACUACUGUGCCACAGGUCGAACCACUGAAAAACCCCAUUCAAGUCAAUCCACAAUCUAAGGUAAUAAAAGGCAAGGUGAUAAUGAAUGCCAAUAAGUUAAAGGUUUCGCGGGAGAAGCUGGCGGAAAUGGCCAAAGAGAUCCGAAGUCAGGCGGAGCAGGUGAAACCUCCUUUAACACCAGAACCAAUUUCCACAAAACUCAUUACUCCGACCAUUGAUACACCUUUUACUAUGCAGUCAUUGCUUCAACGAAAAAAGACACCAUUAUUUGCUUCAACAACUUUCGAAGAAAACAACGAUCCUGUAUAUAAUCAAAUUUUUAAAGAUUUGCCGGCUUCUAGUUCUUUGAAUCAAAUCAAAUCAAAAUCAGGCAAUAUACCUGUAUACGAAUCACCAACAUUUAAACCAAUGGAGUUACCUGUAGCCGAAACCAGGGAACCAAUUGUACAUACUACAAAGGUCGGAGAAUUAAGUUCAGGGAUUAUUUUAUCAACUUCUGAGACCAAACAGAUGACUGCUGCAAUAUCCAAACCAUCAGGUGCUCCUCCUUUGCCCGAAAUUACUCCUAAACCAAACGAAUAUUAUAAAGAAGUGAACAUUGAAUCAAGCCCUAUUAAACCCACAGAAAUAGAAAAAGUUAACACAGUAUCAAGUCCUGCAACUACUGAACCAAAUGCAUAUUUUAAAGAUAAGGUUAUUGAAUCAAACACUUCUAAAUAUAUUCCAUUGGAAAACAGUAAUUUAAAUAAAGAGAUAGCAGCAGAAAACAAUGAUGUCGGCUUGCCUCAGAUAAACGAGAUGCCUCGAGAUGUAAUUACUGACCAAUCUGUUAUUGAUUUGCCUGUCUGUAUUCCCGCCAAUUCUGAGAAAGAAACUGCAGAACCAAGCAAUCCUGACUUGCCCACUACAUGCAGUUCAAAAAGAAUAGAAUUUUCUAAAAACUCUAAAGUGGCCACGCCACCAGUGCGUAAAAUUGAAACCGCAGUGGAUUUCAUUGCACAAUUAACGGCUGAGCAUUCAUUGGAUGAAAGCAGCUACAUGGAGCUUUCGCUGGAGGAGCAGAGGUUAUGUGCCCUUUUUGGUGGGGGUGGAACAUCAUUCGUUGAUCCAACGCCUGCCAAGAAACCACCACAGCCUGAGGACGAGUUGCCCAUUGGAAAGAUAGUAAAAAUGGAUGAUAUGAACAUUCUGCACGCUACUUUGGAUGUUAACAGUGAUAGUACUAAUGUUCUACGCAUCAGUCCCAAUGCAUCGAUGAUGCAAAGCAGCAUUACCAAUUUGGAUAGAUCAUUGAUAAAUGUACAAGAUGUCACAGAAAAUUCAAUAGUUCAAGUCAAUUUACCAGAACCACAAGUUUUGAUUGCAAGUGAAGCAAAUCCAGUCGCUGAAACUCCAAUUGAAGUUUCCAAAGAGAAUUUAACAAACUCAGAGGAAUCCACAAUUCUGGUAACAGAAGAACAGAACAAAUUGGAAAAGUCAGAAGUGCCUUUGGACGAGAUCAAAGCGGUGUCCGAUGCAGAGUCCAAAAAGGAAGACAAACCUCCAGUAAAAAGGGCACCAAUCAGAUCCAAAAAAGCUAAAAUUAAUCUAGUUCAACGGACGAAAAGACCAAGCAUACCAAAGCCAGUUGAAGCAAAGAAAACUAAGCUAGAAUUUGAGGAGGACGUUGAGGAGACGUUGGCUAGCGAUCCCACCUUCCUGGAGGAUCGAUACGGAGCCGCAGAAAUCGAGGUAACAGUUAAUUUAGAUAGUCUAAGCUCAGACAAAGUAAAUUUAAAUUCAUCUAGUGUUAAAACCAAUCCAAAGGUGCCAGCAGAUGAGGAGCAGCGUUCAGAAGAAUCCACUGAGUCCAGAGAGGAAGCUGCCAGUGAAGUUACUAGUCCAGUUGAAGUCGAGGAAGAUGCUACCCAGGUGCCUACCGGAGAAGGGAAAGCAGAGGAAACUAAAGUAAAUACCCAGGAAGAACAUCAACGUGACUUAACCCAGCUUUACCAAACACCAAAAAUGCCCAAAAAUAAACCCAGCAAGAAGGCCAUUACUCAAGAGGUUUUGGAGGAUGCACAUCCCUCAAAAUCAGGAUCUCCUGUCUCCCUAAUAGAUGUCCUAUCACAGGAUUUACCUCCGCCUCAGGGCGAAGCUCAGCUGCCAUUUCGAAAGCAGACAAUCGAGUUAAAUCUCAGUGCAAGCACGUCGGACGCCACAGGCAUACAAAAUUUAAUUGGACAUUUGACUGCUGAAAAGAUUACACCGCAGGCCAAGAAGUUAUCUCUAACAUCUAAGUCAGAGGAACCGCCAAAACCCCGCAAAAAGCUUGUAAAAACGCGUCCGGUUCUUAGCAAGAGAUCAUCGAAAGCUGUUCAGAAAAGCCCACAGGAAAAGCCGAAACAUUUAGAAUUUCUACAUCCAGUUAGUGCAAAUGCGGGAGGUCGCAUUCCCACUUCCAGUACUAGCGAUGAUGAUAGUUCCAUAUUUCUGGGAUUCGAUAACAAAGAGGAUACGGAUUCUAAGAUUCCAGAAAGGAGCAAUCGAGUGAGUCAAAUGAAGUUAAACGAAACGGAUAUAAGCGAUGACGCAACUCCCGAUUAUGAUGAAACUGAGGAGGAACAGCCAUCUGUGAACGAAUCCGAGGUUGACACCCAGAUUAGUACGACAAAACAUAAGGUUGUGGGAGAUUUUUUUAGUGAUUCAGAUAGCAGUAACUGCGAAGCUCCCAGUCCAAUAGAUUUAGGGGAUAACGCAUCAAUCAAUGAAGAAGAAACUGCUGAAGAAUAUCCGAGGAAAAAAGAAACUAUUUGGGAAAAUCUUGUGAACGAGAAAGCGACUGAAUGCGGCAACGAUAAAGAGGUUCCCAAAGAAGAUAAUGAUCGCUCUACCACAACUGCAGUUGAAUCUGGCCCACCAACACUGGAUGUAGAUUCGAGUUCAUCUGCUGAAAUUCAUAGCAUCUCCGCUGCUAAGAACAUUUUGGGUGCAACUCAACCCAAAAAGUCAGAAUCUGUGAUAAACGAAAAGGGACCAUCAAGUGAAUCGGAUGUAGUAGAAACACCAGAAAAACCUUCUCCGAGCAAAGAUACUUUUACAAAAAUUAGGUCAACAAGGAGUUCGUCAAGAACACCAGGAUCUUUGGCUGACAGUGAACUCAAUAUCAAUUGUUCUGGAAAUGACAACGUACCUCAGUGCAAUAUUCAAAACAUUGAUCAACCUGAAAGGAUUAUAAGUACUGUUGUGACUUCUGAAAAAAUAAUAAAGGAUAGUCAGGACAGUGAUCUUAAUAACAUAUCAGUGGCAGAAGAGAAUAAAGUAACUGACUUUUGUCGGGAAGAAGAAAAAAUUACUGAAGAACUUGUGACAGCUGCAAAAUCAAGAGGAAAGCGAAAAUCACGAUAUUCAGCGCCAAAAACUAAAGAUACUGUGGAUUCUCAACCAGACGCGGUUACAGACGCCGAGGUAUCUUUGGACAAUAUCGGUAAUAGUAAAGAGGAAAAGGAAAUUGAAGUAACAGAGGAAAACUUAAUGACAGCAGAGCAUACAGAUUUAGUUGAAACCCAGGAAGAGCUUACUGAAAAACCAGAAGCGCCCGCAAAAUCAAAGGGAAAACGAAAAUCUCGCUGUACCACGUCAAAGAGUAAAGAAGCGGAUACAAAAACAGAACCAACUUCUAAGGACACAGCUUCUAAAACACAAGCAAAGAAAUCCUCAAAAAAGAGAGAAACCCGAAGUAGUACACCUAAAGAAAAUGAUCCAUUAAUUGUUAAACCUGCUGAGUCUAAAGAAGUUAAAGAUUCUGAAGGACUUAAUGAAGCUAGUACUUCUGUUAAAACAAGAGGAAAAAGGCAGUCUAGAUGUAGUACGUCCAAAACUGCUGUAAUCACUGCUUCAGUUUCUGAUCCCAAUAAAGUAAUUGAUCCAGUAAAAACACAAGAUAAAAACAACUCUGAUAAAAGACUCUCUGAGGAUCCAAAUGAACAAAAUAAUAAAGAAAAGCGAAAAUCUCGAAGUAAAACUCUGAAUAUAUCAGCUUCUCCUGUUGCUCAGUCUCAAGAAGUAUUGAAUUCGGAGCCACUAGAAGAACAGGAAAAGGUUGGUACGUCCGAGGAAACAAAUUCUGUAAAAACUGAGACAAAACCAAAAUCUCGAAGAGGUAGACCUAGAAAAACCGCUUCUGAGUUAAACGCAGAAAAAUCCCUUACAGAAACGCAUUGUGAAUCUGCUAAAGUUGAAAAAGAUACAAUCGAACAGGACAUACCCAAAAAAUUAAGAGGAAAGAGACAAUCCCGAUCUACUCCCAAAUCGAAUGCAACAGCUUUUGAGGAUACUCAGAUUUCGAUAGAACCUGAAGAACCUCAUCAAGUGGAAAGUGAUACUCUGCUAACUCGGACAAAACGGAAAACGUCAUCUCGUUUCAGUUUAGCUCCACCGAACACCUCAAACACCGCAGCAAGUACGCCUGAAAACUACGAAGUUUCCGAACCAUCAACUAAAAAAGAGAGAAAUAGUAGUGUAAAUAGUGCACCAACUGAAAUAUCAAGUCCAACAAUAUCUAAACAUGAUGAGCCGAAAGUCCCAGCAAAAAGAGGAAGAAAGCGAAAGUACCCUGUCGAUUUGGAAAAUUCGGAAUUACCUAAUCAAGACGAGCCGAAAAUCCCAGCAAAAAGAGGAAGAAAGCGAAAGAAUCCUGUCGAUAUGGAAACGGAAGCGGCCAAAAAACCAAACACCAAUGAAAAUUCGGAAGUAGUAAGCAGUUGUGACUAUAAUCUGCGGCUGUUACUCAUUAAAAAACGUGAACAAUUGGACACAGAAGAAGAACUAACCGAGGAUGGGAAGGGUGAGGGUCCGUUGCAAUGUGGCCUGUGUUUGGUACGUUGUACUGCCAAAAACUGGAAGAGCCAUCUGGGCGAGCACUACGGAGUCGGUUGGGUUGUCGGAGAUCCACCCAAAAAAAUAACGCGUCCUUGGGUAAUGGCAUCCAUGAAGAGUUAUCUCGAGAGUAGCACUGGAAAGUUAACGUGUCGUCUUUGUAAUCACCAAUUGGGUUCCUACCUGGGCAUGAUUCUCCACCUGGAGGGUUGUGGCAACAAGGAGCGUCUUACGUGCGAUUACUGUCAGCGCACCUAUACCAAACUCUCACUUCCGGUGCAUAUACGAUCCUGCCCAAAGCGUCCAAUUUCCGAAAAGGAGGAAGAGCCUGCCGAAGAAGAUGUUAAUGAAACGGUUUUCAGCAAUGCUGGCCGUGCCAAACGGAAGUCCACAAUCAAAGCUGAAACAAAAUUAAAGAAAAUAGGCGAAGAGCUGACUUCACAGAAAACCUCCAUUAAAAACGAUUUCGAUGGCGAUUCAUCGGACUACGACAUGGCAAAAGACAAAGAAUCGUCUGAGGAAUACGAUUCGGAAGGAGUUGAUUCCAAUGAGGACGCCUUGAGCACCGAAAACGAGGAAACCCUUGCUGAUAGCUCUUCGAUUAACAAUCAAAAGAAAUCAAGGCAAGGAAGAAAUAUUGACAAGAAACGGGCAGUACAUCUGGGAGAAUGUCAACAGAAGCCCUUACUUUCACGAUAUCAAUACUUGGAGGCACGGGCAACCCGUAAAUGGAAUGAAUUCACGCAGCAGAAUUAUUCAGUUGGUCCCUUGUUCAGUCAACUGAUGCCCAGCUAUUCAAAGACUUCCCUUCAGGAAGCUAACGAUUUGCUGCCCUCCAAGGAUACAACAUCCAUGCGUUAUGCCUACGGCGAGGUCAGCAAAGAGGGCAACUGGAAACAACUGGCACCGCUGGAGGGAUUUAGUGAACACGGUGAAUAUGUCGGCUAUCUGGGCAAACCAAUUAAAAGACUUGAAUGGGUUCCUCUGCCUCCAAAAGUUGCGGAUCAGUAUUUGCUAUGUUCACUUCGUUCAAAAAUGAAAACGUUUGCAAGGCACACAAUAUUAAAGGAUGAAGACUCCCUUUUGAUGUUGCUAAAAUUUACUGCGUCAUCAGUCAAUCCAAAAGAUAAAUCAGCAUUGCGGCCGGAGCUUCAUUAUGGAAUUCGUGUGCCCCACGGACCAGUUCACAGUUUCUGCUUCUUGCCCAGCGGUGGCUACGAUGAGUCAUCAAAUCGUUUAGGCGUUUUGGCUGUGGCUAAUGCCUCUAGUGAUGUCCAGAUUUACGCGUUGCCUUUGAACCUGAAGAAUGAUGAAAGUGCAGGAGCUAAUGUGGUCCUUCAACUGGAUUCCUUGAUUACUCUUAGCUUGGAUGUCAACAAUCCUGUUCGGGAUCAGUGCACUAAAAUUUGCUGGUCACAGGCUUCGGGACACAACUUCUUAGCGACUGGCUAUAGUACCGGAAACAUAGCCUUCUGGGAUAUUGACUAUUCUGACAAUCUAAAUUGUUUUAAGCGGGAUAAACAGACCUAUUUUGCACCUGUAAAUACAUUUUACAUAGGCGAGCGGAAUAUCCAAUUUAUGGACCUACAUUACGACAAUAAUGGACCACGUUGGCUUGCAGUUGGCACUCUUAUAAAUCAAUUUAAGGUUUACGAUAUUGCAAACUGGUCGAAGCCAUUCAUUCUGACAGAGGAACCUAUCCACACUCUCUAUUUGGCUAGCUUUACUUGGUCACCGAUUUGCGAGGCGCUAGUUGUCAGUAGUGCAAAUUACACCCGGUCGAUAGCAGUAAGUCCAGCGGGGAUCAAGUUCGAGCACAAGACUCUCGAUGGAACCCUGACGACGACACGUGACAUGCACACGAAUUGCCAGCAAAAUCACAUGGUGUUUGUGACAGACGAUGGCGAACUGGUGUUCCUGGAUGUGCGAGACCUCAACUGUGGUCCUGAUCUGCACAAGAGAGUACUCAACUAUCGAGCCGUGUCCACAACCGAGUUGCAUCAUCUGGGCGGUAGUGAUCCCAAACCCACGGAAGCCCUUGAUGCGGAUGAGUUUCUUCGGGACUAUGGGGUGCAAAUCAAUCCUCUGGUUACCGAUCAGCCGAAAAAGAAGAAGAAGAACUUGAACCCCAAACGACGACCUCCAUACGUAAAAAAUUUGGCCCUGACUCGAUUCAAUUGCGUUCGCUGCAAUUGGAAUUCGCCGGCCCACUCUUGGGUUGCCAUGGGCGCAGAACACGGCCUGUUGCGAAUCCUUAACUUCAAUCGAGAUAAAUUCUUCUAAAGGAUAUCUUGGUGACUUCCCUCUUGCAUCUGAAUGUCUUCUGAACAAGCACCGUCUGAGAUUAUAACUUAUUGUUUUAGCACUUAAGCUGAUUAGUAGUAGGACUCGUCAUAGCUGAGUUAAAAUUAUGUUCGGAAAUUGUUUAAUAAUAAUUUAUAUAUAGCUGUUGUAAAAAUAUAUAUAUUAUAUAUUUUAUAUGGA
This is a messenger RNA of Drosophila ficusphila, 8664 nucleotides long. RefSeq lists its product as uncharacterized. Gene Ontology annotation, molecular function: protein binding. The transcript has 10 exons. The coding region runs from base 283 to 8463 and encodes 2726 amino acids. Gene Ontology annotation, cellular component: transcription factor TFIIIC complex. Gene Ontology annotation, biological process: transcription by RNA polymerase III. The record is from RefSeq and is a predicted model, not a curated record. NCBI's taxonomy places the organism in Eukaryota, Metazoa, Arthropoda, Insecta, Diptera, Drosophilidae.